Molecule: messenger RNA, 3433 nt
Organism: Nycticebus coucang (slow loris)
Lineage: Eukaryota; Metazoa; Chordata; Mammalia; Primates; Lorisidae
Gene: CPNE8
Product: copine 8
Exons: 20
Coding region: 167-1900 (577 amino acids)
Biological process (GO): cellular response to calcium ion
Cellular component (GO): plasma membrane
Molecular function (GO): calcium-dependent phospholipid binding
Source: RefSeq, a predicted model, not a curated record
CCAGGACCGGCUCGAGGAUCCAUCGCGGCUCUGCGCGGAGGUCCGCCUCCUCCGCCCUCCCCCUUCCCGCACGCAGCCUCCGCCUCCUUCCUCUGCCUCCACCCUCCACCCCCAUCCCAGUCUGACGGGAACUGGGCUCCGAGCCCUCAGUCCGCCCGAGCUCCGGAUGUGGGCGCCAGACCAGUGCGCGGCGCCCGCACCGAAGAUGGACAGCCGCUACACCAGCACUGCGGGCAUCGGGGACUUGAACCAGCUGAGCGCGGCCAUCCCGGCCACGCGGGUGGAGCUGUCGGUGUCCUGCAGAAAUCUUCUUGACCGAGACACAUUUUCUAAAUCUGAUCCAAUUUGUGUCUUAUAUACACAAGGAGUUGGAAAUAAAGAAUGGAGAGAGUUUGGAAGAACUGAAGUAAUUGAUAAUACUUUAAAUCCUGAUUUUGUAAGAAAAUUUAUUCUGGACUACUUUUUUGAAGAAAGAGAGAAUCUUCGCUUUGACUUGUAUGAUGUUGAUUCAAAGAGCCCCAACUUGUCUAAACAUGACUUUCUGGGACAAGUGUUUUGUACAUUGGGGGAGAUUGUUGGUUCACAGGGAAGUCGCCUGGAAAAACCGAUAGUAGGAAUUCCAGGAAAGAAAUGUGGUACGAUCAUACUUACAGCAGAGGAAUUAAACUGUUGUAGGGAUGCUGUUCUGAUGCAAUUUUGUGCAAACAAAUUGGAUAAGAAGGACUUCUUUGGAAAAUCGGAUCCUUUUCUCGUAUUUUAUCGAAGUAAUGAAGAUGGCAGUUUUACAAUUUGUCAUAAAACAGAAGUUGUCAAAAACACUCUAAAUCCUGUAUGGCAAGCAUUCAAGAUCUCGGUCAGAGCACUGUGUAAUGGAGAUUAUGACAGAACAAUCAAAGUAGAGGUGUAUGACUGGGAUCGAGAUGGAAGUCAUGAUUUUAUUGGAGAAUUUACAACAAGCUACAGGGAACUGUCCAGAGGUCAAUCACAAUUCAAUGUAUAUGAGGUGGUGAAUCCAAAAAAGAAAGGAAAAAAGAAAAAAUAUACUAAUUCUGGAACAGUAACUUUACUCUCUUUCUUGGUAGAAACAGAAGUUUCAUUCCUUGACUACAUUAAAGGAGGAACACAAAUCAACUUCACAGUGGCUAUUGAUUUUACAGCAUCAAAUGGCAAUCCUGCUCAGCCCACUUCUCUCCACUACAUGAAUCCUUACCAACUGAACGCCUAUGGCAUGGCACUAAAAGCAGUGGGGGAAAUUGUCCAAGAUUAUGACAGUGAUAAGAUGUUCCCAGCUCUAGGUUUUGGUGCAAAACUGCCUCCAGAUGGAAGGAUAUCUCAUGAAUUUGCUUUGAACGGGAACCCUCAAAACCCCUACUGUGAUGGCAUCGAGGGGGUCAUGGAAGCUUAUUACAGGAGUCUGAAAUCUGUACAACUGUAUGGGCCAACCAACUUUGCUCCUGUAAUUAAUCACGUAGCAAGGUAUGCUUCCUCCGUGAAGGAUGGCUCCCAGUAUUUUGUGCUCCUGAUUGUCACAGACGGCGUUAUCUCAGACAUGGCUCAAACGAAGGAGUCCAUAGUAAAUGCCUCAAAACUUCCAAUGUCAAUAAUUAUAGUAGGUGUUGGACCAGCAGAAUUUGAUGCAAUGGUCGAAUUGGAUGGAGAUGACGUAAGAGUCUCCUCCAGAGGAAAAUAUGCUGAAAGGGACAUUGUGCAGUUUGUGCCAUUCAGGGAUUAUAUUGACAGAAGCGGAAACCACAUACUGAGUAUGGCUAGAUUGGCUAAAGACGUCCUGGCUGAAAUCCCCGAGCAGUUUCUCUCCUAUAUGAGGGCCCGAGGAAUCAAGCCAUCGCCAGCACCUCCCCCGUACACCCCACCCACCCACGUGUUACAGACUCAGAUAUGACCAUGCCGCUCAAGGCCCCCGGUAACUCCAUGCCAGUGGGAACUGCUGAGUUCAUGCUUUGCUCCUGGUGCUCUGUAAUGAACCAGGGAAUUAAGAUCCUUUUCUCAGUCUGGUUUGAGCAGUCCUGGUUAACGUGCUUUCUUGGAUCCAAAAUGAAUUCUCUUCCUAAAACCAAAACUGUAAAUAUGGUUGUUGCAUGAGCAACAGAAAAAAAAAAUUGUUUAAAUGCUUGAAGAAAAGUAUGGAUGUCUUCUCUGAAUCUUUCAGUUUUUCUUUCGACAGAAACAGCUAAUUUCCAAUGUCUUGGGAAAAAGCACAAACCAUGUUUUUAACUCAAAUAGCGUCUUCGACUGCUCUACAUCCAGGAAAGCAGUCUCUCUGUAUCAAUGUUUACAUGUUACUACUUUUUAAAUUUCAAUACUUUUAUAACUGUUCUUAAGAAUCAGAGUUUUGAAUAUUGAAUCCUUUGUCUUCUAAAUUGCAAUAGCUAUAAUCACAAGAGCAAUAUCUCUUUGAAUGACUGUCUGGACAAAUGCAAUUGCAAAUAACGGAAGGGGAAAAUGCUUUCCUAUUCUCUGGGUAACUGGAUUGUCUUAAGAAGCCACAUCUGCUUAGCACUUGGUUUCUCUGCGUUGUUUGCCGAGCCUGGGAGUUUAAGCUUGGCAGAUGUGUAUCCUGUACAAACAUGCAUUUUUCAUGGAGUUUGGGUUCUAAAUUUAGAUGGCAGUCAGUUUGCAUUUUGUAGAGCUAAGUAGAAAUUAUAAAAAGUCAAACAUUGUGAACUCUAAAUGCACACAAUACUUUGUGUACAAAGUAGCAUCCUUAUAUUAUAAUGUUAUUUAGAAAGACUAAAACCAAGAAUAUUUAACUGUGAACCAUGUAGCAGACAUUUUCAACUUUUUAUUCCAUUAUACCUUGUCUAGAUAUUUUAAUUCAAAGGGAUACUGGCUCUCUUGAUUGGGAUUCCUGUUAUCACUGUCCCAUGUUGCCGUGCAGGGUGCACAGGCUGGAAGUCUUUUGUCAAAUUCCCAGUUAAUAUAUACAAUCAUGUGACUUAGUGCACAACACAUUUGUGAAAUAAACUAUUCCUAUCUACUGACCUGCCUGUUCACAAUUAACUGUAAAGAGUUUUGCAUGUACAGUUUUUACAAGAAUUACAGUUUUGUGAAGUUGUGUCAAAAUUAAAGCAUUUCUUUAGAACAAAUGGCCUUAAAUUCUCACAGAAUUCCUGGAAAUGAUUGUGAAUUGCCUUCAAAUAAUAGAAAAGUGUAUUUAUUUUUGUGUCUGUAUGUCAGCAGUGUGACUGCUUUAUAAUAUUUUUUCCUUACCGAUACCCUAUUUACUACUUGGUUCAUUUCUACUCUGUUGUUUGUUGUUGUUUUUGUUCCAAGUUAACCUAGGAUGACUUUUAUAAGCAUGAACCUAUUUUACUAAAAAGAAAAAUAUAUACAUUCACACAUCUAACAGUAUCAAUGUUACAUAACUCUGUAAUACUAAAUUGUCCAUUUUUAAGUAUGUAUUAAAAUCUUUAAA